AUGGUUUCGCUUGGUGAAUGCCGAUUUUUUCGUGCAUUAACAAUUGAUGAUAUAUCAAAAAAACCAAAUUGCAAUAAUCUUAAAUUUAAACGUGCUUUUCAAUUUCUUCAAUUCCUACUAAUUCAACGUGUUUAUGGAAUCGAUGUAAUAACAUAUCCAGGAGUACGAAAACCUGCAAAAGAUUCUCAACAAGAAGAAGAACAACAACAAAAUUAUCAAGUUUUUUUAGGUGGUUCAUGUAAUCCCACAACAUGGCGACGCGAUCAAGCUAUACCCUAUUUUCAAUCACGUUCAGUUUCUUAUUUUAAUCCACAAGUAGCUGAUUGGACGCCGGAUCUUAUUGAAAUUGAGCAUCGUGCAAAAGAAUUAGCUCCACUUCUAUUUUUUGUUAUUGAUCAUGAUACUCGAGCAUUAGCAUCUAUUGUUGAAGUAUGUUAUCUAGCAGCUCGUGGAAGAAAUAUUAUUGUUGUUAUGAAUCCAAUGCCGGAUAAAAAUCAUACAAAAUUUGUUCAACAAAAAAAUAGUAUUCAUGAAAAAGACGAUGAGGAUGAUUAUGAAAAUGUUUGCGAAGCUCGACGAACACUACGUACAUUACUUCGAAGUAUGAGUAUUCCAGUUUUUGAUGAUGUUCGGCUAGCUCUUGAAUGUGCUGCAUUUAUACUUGAAACAACUAAACAUGCAGUAGUAAAUCGUAGGGCGUUUAAUGAAGAUAAUAAAGAAGAUAAUGAUGUUCUUACGCCAUUAACUAUGUCACCGAGUGAUGUCAACAAUUCUCGGGCAUCAUCAGUUGUCGUUAUUCGUUCUCUUUCCAACAAAAUACCUUUUGAAUCACCUGAUGAUUUCUAUCGACAAAUGCGUCAGUUAGAAGCACCAUCAACUCCAUCAAAACUUUUUCAGCGACGCAUGAAUUCCUCACCAGAAUCAAAUCGUCAUCAAUUUCAUCUAACAUCUGUUUGUACAAAAACACAAUUAUCAUGUUCAACAAAUGAAAGUGAUGAUGAUGGCUAUAAUUCACUUUCAUCAAGUAAUCCUGCUUUAUCCAUAUCAUCAUCAUCAUUAACUUCAGAAUUAUUUGAACCUACUAUAGAUCAGCAACGUGAGGAAAAUUGUUUAGGAUCGAAUAAUAAAUCACCUUCUUCUAUGAUAAAUAACUUUAUAUCAACUUUUUAUUCUUAUAUUCCUUUUGUACGGUCUUCAACACAAUCGGAUCCAUCUGUUUCACAAUCAAUUUUAGUUUUAUUUACGCUUCCCUUUCGUUUUAUCAAAAACACUCUUCUUUCGGCUACCCUACCUUCAUCAUCGAAAACAAUAUUCUUUCCAGCACAAGAACCAGCUGUUUUAGAUCCACCUUUGCAUAUUUCUUCUCCUCCAUUAUCAAACUAUAUGUUUGAUAUAUAUAUAGCUUCCGGUGAAAAUGAUGAAUAUUGGGUCAAUGUAAUGGUAUUGCCAACACUUGAAAAAGCUAAUCUUACUUUUACAAAACGACAAUCUUAUUAUGAUAAUGAUCAAUCCGAUGCUCUCUAUGAUAUGCAUAUACGCAAACAAUCACGUGUAUUAUACUAUUUAAUUAAUGGUAGUGAGCGUUUAUCCAAUUUAGCUACUGAACUUGCAUUUCUUGUUGGCGAACGUAAACAUAAAAUAAUUGUUUAUCUUCAAACAACUAUUGAUGAGGAUACAGAACAAAUAUUAUCAGCAUGUGAACGACGUGAUAUUCAACGUUCGAGAAAAUAUCUCGAAGAUUUAGCACGAAAAGAGAAUAUAACAUUAUUUCAUUCACGUAAACAAAGUUGGCAACAUGUUUUAGAUUUUUUCGAUGAACAUGAUUGA
Messenger RNA from Rotaria sp. Silwood2, 1827 nucleotides. Lineage: Eukaryota; Metazoa; Rotifera; Eurotatoria; Philodinida; Philodinidae. The record is from the annotation of a GenBank genome assembly.